AUGUUGAUGGGGUCCCUGGACUGCCGUCAGUAUGUGAGUCGAUUUCACAGCUGCUUGUGAAGCUGUGUACUCGGAGCCAUGCUGAACCUCGACCCUGCGCGUUCACAGUCUGUGAGUGAUCGGCAGCUUUCUCACCAGUUCCCGUGACAAGUCGUAGGGCACAGAGGUAACCAGGCCGUCCUAUCUCACAGCACAUGGCCUCAAACUCCCUGCCACCGCGCAAUUGGUGUACUGUUCCGGCCAAAUCCACUCGGAAAACGGACCGGGAGGGACGGUUGUCGUCCAGGGAUCGACGGCUGAUAAGACGGUGCGGCACUCGAGGGGUGUUUGUGCCCAGGGUCGUUGGCUCAUUAGAGUCUUGUAUGUCUCCAGAAAAUGAUCAUUGGCAAUUUGGAGAAGGUGUUGAAGGCGGGGGGAUCGUCCCUCACUCAGGUCAGCCUUGAAGCCCGUUCUUCCCCACAUCCCGCCUUCAGCACUUGACCUCCGCUCUGAAUUUUCUCGUCCUCCAGCUCGUCAAAGUGUAGGUCUAGGAUCUCAGAAAGCCCUUGCACGAUCUCACAAAGACACUAAUUUUCCCCUCUACGAUGCACACCACAGCAACAUCUACAUCACCUCGUUCGACUUUUUCGGCGAGAUGAACGAAAUCUACAACGAAUUGAUCCCGAACCCCAAGCCGCCGCGUACGUGCGUGUGCGUCAAGGAUCUGCCUUUCGGGGCUCAGAUUGAGAUCGAAUGUACCGGGUGGACCGAGGAUUGA
Molecule: messenger RNA, 757 nt
Organism: Microbotryum saponariae
Lineage: Eukaryota; Fungi; Basidiomycota; Microbotryomycetes; Microbotryales; Microbotryaceae
Source: the annotation of a GenBank genome assembly